UUACCGAUAAGGGUCUGGAUGGUGUAUGGUCAGGAAGCAUGAAUGAUUCCAUAUAAAAGGUAGCUGGUGUUUACAGCUCCUCGCAUCUCAGCUACCAUGAGAGCAGUUGUUCUUGCUCUGACUCUAGCCCUUGUGGCGAGUCAGCAGGCUAACCUAACACCAGACUUCGAUAGCAGUAAGACCUAUGUCUACAAGUACGAAGCUGUGAUCUUGGGUGGUCUACCAGAGGCGGGCCUAGCCAGAGCUGGGGUGAAGAUUGUCAGCAAGUUUCUCAUUAGUGGCAUCACCCAGGACACCUACCUGCUGAAGCUUAUGGAACCUCAGCUGUUUCAAUACAGUGGCAUCUGGCCCAAAGAUCAGUUUAUUCCUGCUCCAAAGCUGACUCAGGCACUGGCUGACCAGCUGCUGGUUCCCAUCAAGUUUGAAUACACCAAUGGUAUGGUGGGAAAGGUGUUUGCCCCUGCCAGAGUCUCUGCAACCGUACUCAACAUCCACAGAGGAAUCCUCAACAUCCUUCAGCUCAAUGUAAAAAAGACUCAGAAUAUUUACAAGUUGCAGGAGGCUGGGGCUCAGGGAAUCUGCAAGACUAACUAUGUGAUCAGUGAAGACAUAAAGGCAGAGCGCAUUUAUGUGACCAAAUCCAAGGAUCUGGGCAACUGUCAGGAGAGAGUCAUGGCCGACAUUGGAAUGGCUUACAUGCAGUCGUGUGACAAGUGCCAGCUGAGAGGAAAGAAUUUGAGAGGAGUUGCAGCCUACAACUAUGUCUUGAAGUCUGCUGACACUGGAUCGCUAAUCACUGAAGCCACGGUGCAGGAGAUACAUCAAUUCACACCUUUCCACGAGAUGACUGGAGCUGGCCAGAUGGAAGCGAAACAAACUGUAGUCUUUGUAGAAAUCCAGAAUGUUCCAGUGCAGCCCAUACAAGGUGACUACCUGCACCGCGGAUCUCUGCAGUACGAAUUUGCCUCUGAGCUUCUCCAGACUCCCAUUCAACUCAUCAGAAUCAACAAUGCCCAGAAUCAGAUUUUGGAGAUCUUGAAUCACCUGGUCACAAACAACAUAGAUGAGGUUCAUGAAGAUGCUCCCCUGAAGUUUGUCCAGCUGGUCCAGCUCCUGCGUGUGGCCAAAUCUGACAUGAUUAAUGCCAUCUGGGCUCAGGCUAAAGCUAAACCCACUUUCAGACGUUGGGUCUUGGAUGCUGUACCUGCCAUUGGAACAGAUGCUGCUUUGAGUUUCCUCAAGGAGAAGUUUGUUGCUGAUGAGUUGACUGACGCUGAGGCAGCCCAGGCUCUGCUAGCUGCUCUUCACCUAGUGCGCGCUGAUUUGGAAACUGUCAAGCUGGCUGCUACUCUGGCAUUUCACCGCAAAAUUCAGGAGCACCCCGUUCUGCGGGAGAUUGCUAUGCUUGGUUAUGGUUCUCUGGUGUACAAGUUAUGCGUGGCAGAAUCUGAUUGUUCAGCUGAUGUCCUGAAGCCUCUCCACGACAUUGCAGCUGAUGCUGUCAAUAAAGGCGAUGUGGCAGAUAUCGCUUUAGCUCUUAAAGCUCUGGGCAAUGCUGGCCAUCCUGCCAGCCUCAAGACAAUCGUGAAGCUCCUGCCUGGGUUCGGUUCUGCAGCCGCUUCCCUCCCAGUCAAGGUUCAGGUUGAUGCUGUGAUGGCUUUGAGGAACAUUGCCAAGCGGGAACAAAGAAAGGUACAAGAAACUGCCCUGCAGUUGUUCAUGGACUGGAGUGCCCACCCAGAAGUGCGCAUGGUCUCCUGCAUCGUGCUGUUUGAGACCAAACCUCCUCUUGGUCUAGUAGUUUCCCUAGCUGAUUCCCUGCGGAAGGAGCCCAGCCUUCAGUUGGCUAGCUUUGCCUAUUCUCACAUGAAGGCCCUGACUAGGAGCACCACCCCAGACCUUGCCCCAGUUGCCUCUGCUUGUAAUGUGGCUGUGAAGAUCCUGAGCCCCAAACUGGACAGGUUGAGCUAUCGCUUCAGCAAAGCCAUUCAUCUAGACGUCUAUCAUUCUGACCUGAUGGCCGGAGCCGCCGCCAGUGCAUUUAUCAUCAACGACGCCGCCACCAUUCUGCCCAGAGCCCUUAUAGCCAAAGUCCGUGCCUACAUAGUUGGAGCAGUAGCUAAUGUUCUGGAGUUUGGCGUGAGGACUGAAGGAAUCCAGGAAGCUCUCCUAAAAAUGCCAGCUGCCGCACAGGACUCCGACAGGAUCACCAGGAUGAAGCGCAUCCUGCAGGCUCUGACAAACUGGAAGUCAUUGCCUGUAAACCAGCCACUGGCUUCAAUGUAUGUGAAACUGUUUGGCCAAGAAAUUGCUUUUAUCAACAUUGACAGAGACCUCAUCGAGCAGCUAACACAGCUUGGAACAGCAGCUGCGGCUCAGCAGUCACAGGUGAAGAACGUGCUCAACACGCUGCAGUCCGGUGCCAUGAUCCGGUGGGCCAAGCCUCUGCUGGUUGCUGAGGUGCGACGCAUCUUCCCGACCUGUGUGGGCGUCCCAAUGGAGCUCAGCAUGUACACUGCUGCUGUGGCCACAGCCAAAGUUAAUGCCCAGGCUGCUCUGACACCUCGGCCCGCUGAAAACUUUCACGUUGCUCAACUGCUGAACACCAAGAUUCAACUGCAGGCCCACAUCACACCAAGCGUCGCCAUACACACCUUCGCAGUCAUGGGCGUGAACACAGCCCUGGUUCAAGCGGCAAUAAUGGCCAAAGCAGAGGCACGUGUUGUGACCCCUCUGAAAUUCAGCGUUAGAGCCGACGUCUCUCAAGGCUAUUUCAGUGUUAACGCUCUGCCCGUUCCAGCUGUAGAUAACAUCACAGUUGUGCGCGUUGAGGCUUUGGCAUUGGCAAGAAAUAUUGAAAACCUUGAAGAAGCGAGAAUAAUACCAAUGUUACCUGCAGCUUUGGCAGCACGAUUGUCAAGGGAGAAGUUCACAUCUAACGUGGAAGCUAUCACAGAGAGUGACUCAUCCAAUUCUUCAGAAAUCAUUGAUGCUGAUGUGCACAUCAACACCCGUGAGAACAAGGCUUCAGUUUCAGCCAGAGUUAACCAGCAGCUGUGUGCCACAUUGACAAGCUUAGGAGUGCAAACUUGUGCUAAAAUUGUCUCUCAGAAUGCUGGCUUUCUCAGAAACUCCCCCCUCUAUAAGCUUGUCGGAGAACAUGAAGUGAUUGUAGCUGUGAAACCCGCUGAUGGUGAGGCCUUUGAGAAGAUAGAGGUUGAAAUUCAAGCUGGACCCAAGGCUGCAUCAAAGAUCAUUAAACAGGUCACUCUGAAAGAGGAUGAGGAAACUGCAGAAGGAACUCCUGUUGUAUUGAAACUGAAAAAAAUCCUGGAACCUGAAAGGCGGAAGAGGAAUUCCACCAGCUCCAGCAGCUCCAGCAGUCGCAGCUCUAGCUCUUCCUCCAGCUCCUCCUCAUCUGCCACUUCAGAAAAGAGUGGCAAACACCCAAUGCAGGAAAAGAACAACAGGCAGGAUAAAAGGAGUAGCAGCAGAAGCAGCAGCAGCAGCAGUAGUAGCAGAAGCAGCAGCAGCAGUAGCAGUAGCAGCAGCAGCAGUAGCAGUAGCAGUAGCAGCAGCAGUAGCAGCAGCAGUAGGAAAAGCAGAAGGUCCCCCUCUACCUCUAAGAAGAUUAAAGACAAUGCUGGGGAUUCCAGCAGCUCUUCCAGCAGCCAUUCUUCCAGCUCCAGUGAAUCCGAGGAAGAAAUAUUUGCCAAGUUCACAAAGAAUCACAUCCAUCAGCAUGGUAACUCCAGAGCCGCUUCCCAGGCUCGGGCCUCUGCUGGUGCCAGGAGCAGCAGUCAAAGCAGUGCCUCCAGCUUUGAAGCUAUUUACAAGAAGUCACGAUUCCUUGGAGACUCCAUGCCCCCUGCCAUCGUGGUCAUUGUUCGUGCAGUGAGGACCAACGGAACAAUGGAGGGAUACCAGGCAGCCGCCUACAUAGACAAUGCUAAUGCCAGGCUGCAGGUCAUCGUGGCUGCUCUCGAAGAGAAUGACAACUGGAAGAUGUGUGCUGACGGUAUCAUGUUGAGCAAACACAAAGUCAUGGCUAAGGUUGGUUGGGGAGAAGAAUGUCAGCGGUACACAGCAGUUAUCAAGGCAGAGGCUGGUCGUCUGGACACAGACCCGGCAGCCCAGCUGAAGAUAGAAUGGGACAAGAUUCCUCGUAAAGUUAAGAGCUACUCAAAGAUGAUUUCUCAGUACAUCCCUGGUGCUGCUUUGAUGGCUGGAUUAAGUCAGAGAAGACAAAACAAUCGUGAGGGGCAAAUUAAGAUCACUGUGGCUGCAACUUCUGCCAGGACCAUAAAUGUUAUCAUUAAAACACCAAGGAUGACACUGUACAAGCUGGGUGUGGCUGUUCCCAUUUCUCUGCCUAUUGGACAAGACACUGCUGGAAGGCAAGAAGGAAGCAUUUCUGGCCAGAUUCACAACAUGCUGUAUGAAGCUACAGCAGCCAAGUGCAGUAUGACCAGUGAAACCUUGACCACAUUCAACAACAGAAGGUACAGAAAUGAAAUGCCCAUCUCCUGCUACCACAUCCUGGCUCAAGACUGCACUCCUGAGCUGAAGUUUAUGGUUCUGAUGAAGAAGGACCGUGCCACAGAAGCAAAACAUGUUACUGUCAAGCUGGCUGACAUAGAUGUCGACCUCUACCCACGUGAUGGAGAAGUGCAGCUGGUAGUGAAUGGAAUGCAAGUUUCUGCUCUCAACCUCCCGUAUGAACACCCUACAGCAUCCAUCAGAAUCAACCAAAAUGGCAAUGGCCUGUCCUUGUAUGCUGCCAGCCAUGGUCUACAUGAGGUCUACUUUGACAAAAACACAUGGAAGGUUCAAGUUGUUGACUGGAUGAAGGGCAAAACUUGUGGAAUCUGUGGAAAGGCUGAUGGUGAAGUAAGACAGGAGUUAUACACACCAAAUGGACGCCUGACCAAGAACUCAGUCAGCUUUGCCCACUCCUGGGUCCUUCCCACAGAAAGCUGCCGUGAUGCCAACGAAUGCCAGAUCAAGCUGGAGUCAGUGAAGCUGGAGAAGCAGAUGAUACUUGCGGGACAGGAGUCGAAAUGCUACUCUGUUGAGCCUGUGCUACAGUGUCUGCCUGGCUGCUACCCAAUAAGGUCCACCUCUGUCAAUGUUGGAUUCCACUGCAUUCCUGUCGAUUCAACCAUGAACAGUUUAAACAGCAUUUCGGAGGACAGCGAAGACCUCAGAGAGAUCAUCGAUGCCCAUACUGCUUGUCAUUGUACCAAACACUGUGCUUAGGAGCUGUAACUACCAGCAAAAUACAAUCUUUUUCAAUUGUAAUUUUUUUGUCAUGUAUUGUACAGUAUGUGUACCUGGUGUAAUU
Molecule: messenger RNA, 5344 nt
Organism: Paramormyrops kingsleyae
Lineage: Eukaryota; Metazoa; Chordata; Actinopteri; Osteoglossiformes; Mormyridae
Source: RefSeq, a predicted model, not a curated record